UUACCAUUAACACUUCUCAAUGCUGCUCAAGGCAAACCCAUGCUGGUGGAGUUGAAAAACGGAGUUACAUUCAACGGUCACUUAGUCGAAUGUGAUAAUUUCAUGAAUGUCACCCUUAGAGAAGUAUACCAGACUUCAGCCGAUGGUGAGAGAUUUUGGAAGAUGAAAGAAGUUUUCAUAAAAGGCAAUAUAAUAAAAUAUUUCCGAAUAGCGGAUGCUAUACUUGAUUCUGCUUUCGAACAACAAGAGAAGAACAGGGCGGCGGCGAAAACUCGUGGACAGAGUGCGAGGGGUAUGUCCUCUUUGUUUUCCUAA
Molecule: messenger RNA, 315 nt
Organism: Tremella mesenterica DSM 1558
Lineage: Eukaryota; Fungi; Basidiomycota; Tremellomycetes; Tremellales; Tremellaceae
Exons: 3
Biological process (GO): spliceosomal snRNP assembly; nuclear-transcribed mRNA catabolic process; mRNA splicing, via spliceosome
Cellular component (GO): U6 snRNP; spliceosomal tri-snRNP complex; P-body
Molecular function (GO): U6 snRNA binding
Source: RefSeq, a predicted model, not a curated record